This is a messenger RNA of Acanthopagrus latus (yellowfin seabream), 1064 nucleotides long. Its product is annotated as cell death-inducing p53-target protein 1 homolog. Gene Ontology annotation, molecular function: zinc ion binding. Lineage: Eukaryota; Metazoa; Chordata; Actinopteri; Spariformes; Sparidae. The record is from RefSeq and is a predicted model, not a curated record. The transcript is spliced from 5 exons. Bases 236 to 670 code for a protein of 144 amino acids.
UGCAGACUCUCUGCUGCGUUGCCCCAGGGGAAGUACAUGAUAAUCGUUCCUGUAAAGCAGCUGUUUUAUAGUUGAGACUUUUGCCCCCUACACUCAUUAGCCUACAUCUGUCUGUACUCAGUCGGUCUCGCUGUUGUUCCUCCAGUCUUGCUCCGGACUAAGAAGCUCCAGGAAGGAGGGUGUCUUACCCCCCUCACUUUGGAUGGAAAUUCACAAGUGAAAACGAUUUCUGAAGAUGGAAAAAGGAUACCCACCACAGGAGGCAGCUCCACCAUACCCUGGGCCACCCAUGAGCUAUGGUGGUGCUCCUCAGCCAGGGAUGUACCCUCCGCCUGGCAUCUCCCCUGCAGGACCUCCGCCUGCUGGAUAUCAGGGAGGUCCUCCUAUGGUUCCAGGCAUAUCUGUUCCUGCCACGACAGUGACUCACGUGGUCGUAACACCUGCAUUACAUGACAUCCCGGGACAAACUGUGUGUCCCCAUUGCCAGCAGACAGUGAUCACCAAGACGGAGCACACAGCGGGCCUGAUGGCCUGGGCCAUCUGUGCCGGACUCGCUGUCUUUGGGUGUUUUCUUUGCUGUUGCAUCCCGUUCUGCAUUGAUUCCUGUCAAGACGUCGAGCAUCGCUGUCCGAACUGCCACAAUGUCGUCUACAUAUACAAGCGACUGUGAACCCUUCCUGACUGUGACUGAGGGGGAAUGACUUCGUGCUUAUCUGUAGUCUUUUAAUAUCCUUACUUGCUCUACAAAACUGCAACCUUUUGAUACUAAUCACAAAUAAUACAAAGCACUUAUUUACAUGAGGCAUUAUUACUGUGAGGCGUUAUAUUCAGCAACCAUUGACACAUUUGUUAUUCAUGAAAGGAAUGUAAACCAACAAACACACCAAUAAACUUUUUGAUCAUGUUUAAUGUUUUAUUUCAGUUAAUAUGUAUUUUUUUCUUGACAAAAAGACAUUGCUGUUUUCGAUACUUUGUCUGAGUCCGCCAGUGUUUUGUUUUUCACACAUUCUACUUUGUCUGAAGAUUUUGCUUUGAUGAAUUAACAUAAAAUCCCCUGGUUCUUA